Molecule: messenger RNA, 390 nt
Organism: Nematocida ausubeli
Lineage: Eukaryota; Fungi; Microsporidia
Exons: 1
Coding region: 1-390 (129 amino acids)
Biological process (GO): translation
Cellular component (GO): ribosome; cytosolic large ribosomal subunit
Molecular function (GO): structural constituent of ribosome
Source: RefSeq, a predicted model, not a curated record
AUGUUGUUUGACAAAGAAACUGUAGUUAUUCUAUCCAAAGGAAAGUAUGCAGGAUGCAAAGGUGUGAUAGUUGAGGAGAUCAAGAAGGGAGACAAAUUUGAGUACGUCACAAUUGUAGGACUUGCCAAGGCCCCUGUCCCAGUAACUGAGAACAUGACAGACAGACAGAAGAAGAGAAGAGAGUCAGUUAAGUGCUUCGUUAAAAAAAUGAACAUAAGACACUUAAUGUCCACUAAGUACAAGAUGGAGAAUGUCUUUGACAAAAUGCAGAUCGUAGACACAACCGACAUGUCAGAGAAGGUCUGCCUGGUUAAGGAGGCAGAGAAGCUCUUCAAGGCAGCAUACGCAAACAACCCUGCUCACUGGGUAUUUAAGAAACAAGUAGUUUAA